AUGUCGUUGCCAAACCGCAGCCGCGCACGCCUAUUUAAUAGGACAGAUUUCAGUAUCAAGCCGUUCAACUGGGACGGCUUACCGCCAGAAAUCCACCAAGAUAUCUUCGAUUUGCUUCUAUCUAGGAAUCAAUGCAGCCACGAUAAGCAUCCUAAGUCCACCUACGCCGCCGUCUGCCUCACCUGGCGCAAUUCGUUUGAGAGGGAGAACUUCGCUCAACUGAAAAUCAGCCAGUGGGAUUUGGAGCUUUUUGAGCAAAUCGUCACCACUGAGAGAAAAAAGCUACUUGGUACACUCUGGUUUCGUGUGGAACUUCGCCCAUACAAUUGCCGCUCAUGUUGCUCGAAGGAGACCAACGACGAAGCCACGAUGAAUAGUGCAUUAUUUACGGAUGCUCUAUUACGCUUCUACGACGUUAUGUCCAAGUGGGGACUUCCAGACGGAAAACACGAAAUAGACCUGACCGUAAUGCUGAGUGCUUGGUCCCUAAGCGACCGAGAACAUUACUUCCGAGAUCACCGCUUCGAGAACGAUAGUUCAAGCGUCUACCGCCAGUAUCGUGUAAAUCGCAACGACGAAACUCAUGGAUGGAAGGGAGGAUAUCGUAUCCCUCCGACAAUGGAUGCUUGUCUACGGCUAGUCGGAAAGCUGCUUAGUUUCAACCCUAAGCUCAUAGGCAAGGACUGGAAGGGCUCAUUUCCAAAGCUAGACUUCGUUACAAGUCUCGUCAUUCCCCGACAAUUCUACCGACCGAUUCCCAGAUUAGAUCUGAUCUUGCCGAGCUUCCCGAAGCUGAAGGUUUUCCAAUAUGAGCCUUGGCGUGCUAUCUCUAUGGAGCUUGAAAGGUACCAGCGAUUUAUGUUUAAUUGCUUCCUGGCCCUUUUACCACCAACCCUAGAACGAUUUUCGGUGUUCGAGGACUUCAGCGAAGAUAUUCAUGCGUCGUCACGAGAGUUAAGGAACUUUAGAAUUGUGCGAUCCCUACUAAGUGCAAGUCGUAACUUUGUCGAGCUCGACGUGUCGUUCAUCAUCGACGCUGAGCAGUUCUUCCGCCGUUUCUUACCGAAAUUCAAAAGAACACCCGUCGAUCUCACAUGGCAAAACUUGCAAGGCUUAACGUUAACUUCGUGGACCCUCCUCAACCCAUUGAAAGAGCAAGGACGGCUGGAUGACCUGCUUUGGUGCGUUGCUCGAGCCGUCUUGAAGAUGCCAAAGCUCGAGAUGAUGGAGAUAUGGGCCUGCUCUCAGAAAUCCGCCGGCAUCUUUCGCUAUACUCGUUCGUGUAUGGAGGUGUGCAUUGAGAUGGAAGAAUCGGAGAAUACCCAUACACUACCGGAGCGUGUCAUGAAAGUUUGGCAAGCAGUAGCGAAUAGAUAUACCGAAGGCCGCCUUCGUACAUCAAACCGCUACAUAUGGUCCAGCGCUAUUAGAACACACAGGUCAGCUCUAAGCUACUUGGAGAGAGCUGAAAGAAUUCUGUCACCUGCAUCUACUCCUCGACUGAUGUAG
This is a messenger RNA of Daldinia childiae, 1509 nucleotides long. RefSeq lists its product as uncharacterized. The transcript has a single exon. The record is from RefSeq and is a predicted model, not a curated record. The coding region runs from base 1 to 1509 and encodes 502 amino acids. NCBI's taxonomy places the organism in Eukaryota, Fungi, Ascomycota, Sordariomycetes, Xylariales, Hypoxylaceae.